This is a messenger RNA of Malania oleifera, 2535 nucleotides long. RefSeq names its product tubby-like F-box protein 3. Bases 705 to 1925 code for a protein of 406 amino acids. The transcript has 5 exons. Gene Ontology annotation, molecular function: protein binding. The record is from RefSeq and is a predicted model, not a curated record. NCBI's taxonomy places the organism in Eukaryota, Viridiplantae, Streptophyta, Magnoliopsida, Santalales, Ximeniaceae.
GAAGGCAAACAGAUCAGACAAAGCGAGCCCUAGUGUGUGUUUUCUUCAACAUUCCUCUUCCACUGCUCGCAAUCUGGCCACUAACGAAAGGCUUAUUAUUGAAUCCUGAUCCGAAGUUCUGUUCAUUUCCUCUGUGCUGGAGCUUUUGUUCUGUGGGCUUUAUGCUACAGGGCUGUCAAUGUUGGAGAAUGGCUGUUUGGUGUUGCCAUUGAGGUUCGAUGCUCUCAAGUCUCAAUCGAUGUAAAUUUUGAUAAAUGUUUCUAAAUUUUUUUGGGGGGUUCCUGUAAUGAUUUGAAAGUAGAGAUCUGCGGAAUGAUCACGAAAUCUGUGAAUUGAUCUUGGUUUUAUUCGUCGAUCUUUGGAGGGAUAUGUUUCAGUGAUCGAAUUCAUCAGGCGGGUAUAGAUUUUCUCGGAUUUUGGUUCCGUAGAUCUGAGAUUGGUGAAUCGGUGGGUUGGAUUUAUGUUUAUGCUAUUUAUGGAGAAGAAUGUUUUGGCUGUUUUUGACGAUUUUAUGGAGUAAUUGUGAUGCUGAUCUGUAGUUGCGUCGAAAUUUAGCUUUUGGGUCUCCAGGUUUCGUCGAUUAGCAGUUAUUAGGUUCUAUUUAUGGAUAAAUUGAUCAUCAAUGCGGGUUCAUGUGAAUUUGGAGGCAUUGGAAAUUUCUAGUCUUUAUGUUGGUUUGAAUUGCAGAGAGGGAGGAAGGGCUGAUGUCGUUUAAGAGUAUUAUUCAGGACAUGAGGGGUGAGUUCGGGAGCAUGUCUAGAAAAGGGUUUGAAGUGAAGUUUGGGUAUGGAUUAAGAUCUAGGUCACAUAGGGCCGCUCAGGACGGCGUACUGGUGGCGGUGGAUGCUUUGAGGCAGAGUUGCUGGGCCAACAUGCCACCGGAGCUUCUCAGGGACGUGCUUAUGAGGAUAGAAGCAUCUGACGGCACUUGGCCGCCUCGGAAAAAUGUGGUUGCUUGUGCAGGUGUAUGCAGAAGUUGGAGGGAGAUAAUGAAGGAAAUUGUGAAAACACCAGAAGUCUCUGGCAAAUUAACGUUCCCAAUCUCCCUGAAACAGCCUGGCCCAAGAAACUCCCUCCUUCAAUGCUAUAUAAAACGGAAUCGAAGCAACCAGACAUACCAUCUUUACCUCAGUCUAAAUCAAGCUUUGAAUGAUGAUGGUAAGUUUCUGCUUGCUGCUCGGAAAUGUCGACGGCCUACUUGCACUGACUACAUCAUUUCUCUAAAUGCCGAUGAUGUUUCAAAGGGAAGCAGCACCUAUGUUGGGAAGUUGAGAUCAAACUUCCUUGGAACCAAGUUCACAAUAUAUGAUGCGCAGCCUCCAAAUGCUGCAGCCAAAGUUAUGAAAUGUCGUUCCACCAAGCUAGUGGGCUUGAAGCAAGUUUCUCCCAGAGUUCCUGCUGGCAAUUAUCCUGUGGCGCACAUAUCAUAUGAAUUGAAUGUCUUGGGUUCUAGGGGCCCAAGAAGAAUGCAAUGUAUCAUGGAUGCCAUCCCUGCCUCUGCUAUUGAGCCAGGUGGAGUGGCACCUACACAGACAGAAUUCAUGCAUAGCAAUCUGGAUUCCUUUCCGUCCCUCCCGUUUUUCAGAUCCAAGUCUACUCGCGUGGACAGUUUCCAAUCUGGACCUUUGUCUAGUCAGAAAGAUGGAAUGCUGAUUUUGAAGAACAAGGCACCUAGGUGGCAUGAGCAACUCCAGUGCUGGUGCCUGAACUUUAAUGGACGGGUGACAGUGGCUUCCGUAAAAAACUUUCAGCUGGUUGCUUCUCCGGAGAAUGGAUUUGCUGGACCUGAGCAUGAGAAGGUUAUUCUCCAGUUUGGGAAAGUGGGAAAGGAUGUGUUCACCAUGGAUUAUCAGUAUCCAAUAUCGGCUUUCCAGGCAUUUGCCGUCUGCCUCAGCAGCUUUGACACUAAGAUUGCUUGUGAAUGACAAACAGGUAUGAGUCUAAUGCUGGACUCCUUAUCACUAGGCUAAAUUCCACUAAUUAGUACACCAUUUUCUCUUUUGAGUUAUUUUCAUUUCUCAUCUCCCUGCAAUGGAGCAGGACGCUUCAAAAGCUCUUCAGAAACCAGCAGUAAUUUUUAUGGAUUUCUCUAAUUUUAUUUCUUCCUUUGUUUUGAAGCAGUCAAAAUUUAUUUCUUCUUUUGGAUUUUAAGCAACAAGCCAAUCACAGUUCUUGCAUUUUGAUCUGGCAGGUGUUGAGAGAUGAAAUAGAUGUUAGUGAAGGCAAUAUUGCGCUACUUGUGUUGUUGCGGAACAAGGUCUCUGGGUAGUUCAAUAUCUUUUUUUUUUUUCUUGUCUUGUAAGUAGGUAGGGUUCUUGUUUUGUAGUCAUCCUUGUACAUAGGACUGCUGUUUGUGAGUGAUACAUGCCUGAGCAUCUUGAUCAUGUCUGACCAUCUUGAUUUGUCUUCACACUCACAUUCUUUAUCUGUUGGUUCUGAACAUUAGAAAUGUCUGGUUUUGAUUUUUUCUUUUUGGUGUAGAAUUUCAAUCUUUGUAGAAUUUCUUGGUGUUUAAUUUCAAUCUUGCUUCCGCAA